Episyrphus balteatus (marmalade hoverfly) is the source of this 468-nucleotide messenger RNA. RefSeq names its product signal peptidase complex subunit 1 (gene Spase12). The record is from RefSeq and is a predicted model, not a curated record. The coding region runs from base 122 to 403 and encodes 93 amino acids. Gene Ontology annotation, cellular component: signal peptidase complex; endoplasmic reticulum membrane. The transcript is spliced from 3 exons. NCBI's taxonomy places the organism in Eukaryota, Metazoa, Arthropoda, Insecta, Diptera, Syrphidae. Gene Ontology annotation, biological process: protein targeting to ER.
UGUCAAAACCCCGACAAAUGUCAAACAAAACUUUUCUAGCUGACGUGUUGACGCCGAAACAUUUCUGAAAAAAACUUGAAUACGUUUUAAAAAUAAUUAAAAAAAUAAAUAAAAUCUCAUCAUGUUCGAUAUUCAAACACACAUGGACUUUGAUGGCCAACACAAAGCCGAGAAAUACUCUCGCUUCAUCAUCACACUGUUUGGCAUUGUUGGCUUAAUUUGGGGAGCAAUCAUUCAGCAAUUUUCACAAACUGUCUACAUUCUUGGAGCUGGAUUCUUAUUAGCUGCACUUCUCACUGUUCCACCAUGGCCAAUCUACAGACGUCGUCCAUUGAAUUGGCAAAAACCACGUCCCGAAACCACCACUACCAACGGUGAAGAAUCAAAGAAAAAGAAGAAGUAGAUUUAAGUUUUUUUAUAAAGUCAUUCCUAAAUAAUCAGAAAAAAAAAAAUAAAAUAAAAAAAUUG